GCCCCCCAUGCGCCUGGCUGAUAACUAAGAAAAGACGCUCGCUGCUGCUUGCUUGCUGCUUUGCUGCCUUUGCCCGCUCCGACUCUUCCAGCCCACCAUUCUCCUCCCUUGCGCCCGCGUCCCUCGCCAUGGCCCGCGUCCAGACUAUCGGUCUCGCCCACCUGCCUGCCCACCCCGUGCACGUCGCCCUCUUCGAUCACGUCACAAACGCGGCCGCCUUGCGCCAGCACCUGCUCAGUGGCAACCCCGAGUUCGAGUACGCUUUUCUCGACGCCACCACCAUUCUCUCCACAUCCCACCUCUUGGCCGCCGUCUUCCGCGCCCUCAACGACCUGCUCAACGCCCGCUUGAAGAGCCGCAACGUGCACUCGGAGAUUGUCUUCUCCCUGAGCCCCAACAACAACAUAGCCGAGUCCUUCCGCCGCUUUGGCAUCCAAGAUGCCACCACGACUCUCCUCGCCAUCAAGGUCUCCACCCCUUCUUCCCCCGUGACUGCUGAAGCCGUGCAAGCGCACCUCUCCACCGCAAUCGAGGGCACGCCGCUUGAACUGACCGAUGCGGAGCUCGCCCGGUUCACUGACCUCGCGCGCAUUCGCAAGAUCUACAAGCUCGACUCCGCAAAGCCGAUGGAUGGAACGGCCGACGAGCCUGUCGACGAGAGAAAAGACAUGGAGGCGGUUGUUUUGGGAACCAUGGCACUGAAGGGAUCAUGA
This is a messenger RNA of Aplosporella prunicola CBS 121167, 713 nucleotides long. RefSeq lists its product as uncharacterized. Bases 129 to 713 code for a protein of 194 amino acids. Gene Ontology annotation, cellular component: EKC/KEOPS complex; cytosol; nucleus. The transcript has 4 exons. The record is from RefSeq and is a predicted model, not a curated record. Lineage: Eukaryota; Fungi; Ascomycota; Dothideomycetes; Botryosphaeriales; Aplosporellaceae. Gene Ontology annotation, biological process: telomere maintenance via recombination; tRNA threonylcarbamoyladenosine modification.